AUGGGUUCAUACACUGCUACUCCUGACAUAGGCGCUAUUCUAAACCAGCUAACAUUGGAAGAGAAAGUCUCUCUUUUGGCUGGAAAGAAUUUCUGGGAGACAGUGGACAUUCCGGAGAAGGGCGUCCCCUCAGUCAAAGUAUCCGAUGGUCCCAAUGGAGCGCGAGGUGCGACCUUCAAGGGCGGCCCAACAGCUGCUUGUUUCCCGGCAUCUUGUCUCCUAGCAGCAACAUGGGACGUGGAAGCUGCUAGGAACAUUGGAAAUGCCCUCGCAGAAGAGACGCAAUCCAAGGGAGCUCGUGCACUUCUGGCUCCAACUGUCUGCCCUCAUCGGCAUCCGCUCGGUGGUCGCAAUUUCGAGUCUUUCUCUGAAGAUCCGUUGCUUGCCGGUAAAAUGGCCGCGCAGUAUAUCAACGGUCUGCAAGAGAAGGGCGUCGCAGCCACAAUCAAGCACUUUGCCGCCAACGAGCAGGAAACUUGUCGGUUCACAGUGAAUGCUCACAUUGACGAAAGGGCUCUUCGUGAAAUCUAUCUCAAGCCAUUCGAGAUUGCCGUUAAAGAAGCCAACCCCAUGGCAGUCAUGACUUCGUACAAUAUUCUCAAUGGUCACCAUGCCGAUUCAAGCAAAUUUCUUCUCGAAGAUGUUUUGCGCGGUCAAUGGGGAUGGAAUGGUCUUGUCAUGAGUGACUGGGGCGGCACGAACUCGACUGCUGGAUCUCUUGAGGCUGGCCUUGACCUUGAGAUGCCCGGUCCCACCAGGUGGCGAAAUGUUGAGGCUGUUCUUGAGGAAGUAAAGGCUGGCCGAGUCUCAGAAAAGACCAUCAACGAACGGGCUCGCAACGUUCUCGAGUUCGAGGCCAAACUUCGCUGUUUCGAGGACCCAACUAUUCCAGAAGAAAAAGCCAUUAAUAAACCAGAGCACCAGAAGCUUAUCCGCUCAGUUGGCAGUCAAGGCCUGGUUCUUCUCAAGAAUGACAGUAACAUCUUGCCUUUGAAUAAGGAGCAGCUUGGCAACAAAAAGGUUGCUCUGUUGGGAUUCGCUAAAGAGGGUUUGAUACACGGUGGUGGCAGUGCAUCUGUCAAUGCUCACUACCGUGUUACACCCGAAGAGGGUCUCCGUGCUGCACUCGGUGAUGCUGUUGAUUUCGAAUAUGCUCAGGGCGCCCACACAUUCCGCCAAUUACCAUUGAUGGAAACGAUGGUUGUGGACCGUGACGGCCAGCCUGGAUGGACCUUGGACUUUUUCCUUAGCGAAGAACCAUCAGGCAACCCAUCUUCCUCGAAGCACUCUGAUGUGCCAACAUACAUGCCGAUUUUCGUCAAAGAGGCUUGGGGUAGCCUGAAGGCAUCUGGUCGCUUCACCCCAACACAAAGCGGUCGUCACUACCUUGGCAUGUCAGGAUUAGGGCUCUCCAAGAUCCUCAUCGAUGGAAAGACCGUAUACGAACAAAAAGAAAACUGCCCCGACUCAAUGGCAUUCCUGCUUGGUGGAGUCAAAGAGCCCGAGGUCCAGUGGGACUUUGAAGCUGGAAAGACUUACAACCUAGAGAUAAUCACACUAAAGCCUUCCGAGAGCGGCGGUUUCGCUCUCGUAGACGGAUACCUAGGCUUCCGAUUCGGCUUCAUGACUGAGAAAGAGCACAAUAAGGAUCUCAUCUCCGAAGCUGUAGAAGUCGCAAAACGUUCCGACCUUGCAAUUGUCUUCACCGGCCACACACCCGAAUGGGAAACAGAAGGCCAGGACCAAAUGAGCUUCAACCUCCCCAGCAACGGAUCCCAGGACCGCCUCGUGGCAGCUGUGAGCGCAGCAAGCCCCAACACAAUCGUGGUCAACUGCACCGGCGUAGCUGUUAGCAUGCCCUGGCUUGACGAUGUCAAGGCCGUCGUACAAGCCUGGUUCCCGGGACAAGAAGCCGGUAACGCAAUUGCAGACGUUCUCACUGGAGCAGUCAACCCAUCUGGUCGUCUCCCGGUCUCCUUCCCGCGCAGACUCGAAGAUGCUCCUGCCCAUGGCAAUUUCCCCGGUGAAUACAUCGACGGAAACCUUCAUGUUACCUACGAAGAAGGGAUCUUCGUGGGAUACAGACACUAUGACCGAUCCGAGGAACACCGCUCUCAGGUCCUCUUCCCAUUCGGCUAUGGUCUUUCGUAUACGCAAUUCAGCCAUGGAAUCCCGACAGUAACAACCUCUGAUGAUGCAGAGGACUUUACGAUUACAACUACUGUCACCAACACUGGCUCUCGGGCCGGUGCUGAUGUUGUUCAGGUUUAUGCUGGAGCAAAGGUUGCAUCCAGUGAGGAUCCGGUGAAGGAGUUGGUUGGGUUUGCCAAGGUCCAUCUUGCCCCUCAGGAGACUCAGACUGUUACUAUUAGAUUUAAAGCCCGGCAGUUGGCUCAUUUCGGCGACAACACUAAAAGAUGGGAGCUGAAGCAGGGCGACUAUGAUAUUGCUGUUGGGCGGUCUAUACAGGAUAUUGUCGGGAAGGUCACAGUGUCUGCUAGGGCUAGGUCUUAUGAGUUGUGA
Penicillium nucicola is the source of this 2523-nucleotide messenger RNA. Its product is annotated as beta-glucosidase. The record is from RefSeq and is a predicted model, not a curated record. Bases 1 to 2523 code for a protein of 840 amino acids. Gene Ontology annotation, biological process: glucan catabolic process. Gene Ontology annotation, molecular function: beta-glucosidase activity. The transcript has 3 exons. NCBI's taxonomy places the organism in Eukaryota, Fungi, Ascomycota, Eurotiomycetes, Eurotiales, Aspergillaceae.